Molecule: messenger RNA, 441 nt
Organism: Racocetra fulgida
Lineage: Eukaryota; Fungi; Glomeromycota; Glomeromycetes; Diversisporales; Gigasporaceae
Source: the annotation of a GenBank genome assembly
AUGCAAAGCAAAGAUAGUAAAGAUCAAACGGAGGAAAAUCAGUAUGCCAAUCCGCCGUUAUUGCAUCAAAGUGAAGAAAUCGAAACUAUUCGGAAAACGAGUCUUUUCGCUCAAGAUGUUACUGAAACAGAACAAGGAAUCAUUGAUAAACGAGUCGCAUUACAACAACGUCAGCGACGUGAACGUGAACGUAAAUCGCUAAAAAUACGUGGAGUAUUUGAAUUUGUAUCUGACGAAGAAAUUUCCGAAGCGCUACGUGAUUGUGAGAAUGAUGAGCUCCAAUUACUGUUAUGCUCAUUUAAAUCUAUAAACAUUACAGUUAACUUGAUGACUGAUGAACAGAAAGAGGCAUAUGAACAAUUAUUAAAGAAAAGAAAGGAAACUUUGAAAAAAACUACGGGAGAAAAUGCUAAAAAGUAUAUAUUAGAAAUUCAUCAAAUG